Molecule: messenger RNA, 1452 nt
Organism: Miscanthus lutarioriparius
Lineage: Eukaryota; Viridiplantae; Streptophyta; Magnoliopsida; Poales; Poaceae
Source: the annotation of a GenBank genome assembly
AUGCUACCUGUGGCCCCUUCACCACUUGCAACGGCACUUCCUCCCUUUCCUUCUGCGACUGCAUGCCGAGCUUCUCUCAGAAGUCACCCCAGGACUGGGAGCUUGAUGAUCGAACAGGAGGCUGCAUCAGAAAUACUCCGUUACACUGCACCAGUGAGAAAAAACACGACAAGUUCAACAGACAUUUUCCGCCCCAUUCCUCAUGUUACAUUGCCCUAUAACUCCCAAAGCGUAGACGGUGUCAACUUUCAGAGCAAUUGUGAGGAGGCUUGUCUCAGUUCCUGCUCCUGCACUGCUUAUUCCUAUAACAGUAGCAGAUGCUAUGUAUGGCAUGGGGAAUUGUUCAGUGUGAAUCAGCAUGACGGCAUCGAUAAUAAUUCUGAAGAUGUUCUUUAUCUUCGCCUUGCCGCCAAUGAUCUGCCAAGUUUGACAAGAAACAAAAGAAAACCAAGUGUCGGAGUUGUUACUGCAGCAAGCAUUAUUGGUACUGGGUUACUGAUGCUCAUGUUGCUGUUAAUGAUGUGGCGAAAAAAAUCCAAAUGGUGUGGUACACCAUUGUAUGACAGCCAAGGUGGUGGAGUUAUAGCCUUUAGAUACACUGAUUUAAGCCAUGCUACUAAAAAUUUCUCAGAAAAGCUUGGAGCAGGUGGUUUCGGUUGUGUAUUUAAGGGAGUGCUUAGUGGCUCAACAACUAUAGCAGUGAAAAGGCUUGAUGGUGCCUGUCAGGGAGAGAAGCAAUUCAGGGCUGAGGUGAGCUCACUUGGAUUGAUCCAACAUAUCAACCUAGUAAGAUUGAUUGGUUUCUGUUGCGAAGGUGAUAAGAGGCUACUUGUGUAUGAACACAUGUCAAAUGGAUCUCUUGAUGCUCAUCUAUUUCAGAGCAACGCGCUGCUGGCAUUAACUGGAGCACCAGAAAAUAUACUUCUCGACGCGUCAUUUGCUCCUAAAAUCACAGACUUUGGGAUGGCAGCAUUUGUUGGAAGGGAUUUUAGCAGAGUUUUGACUACAUUCAGAGGAACUGCAGGGUAUCUUGCCCCAGAGUGGCUUGGUGGAGUCGCUAUUAUAUCAAAAGUUGAUGUUUAUAGCUUCGGUAUGGUGCUGCUAGAAAUCAUAUCAGGUAGGAGAAAUUCACCUGAGGCACAUAGUAGCAACAAUUAUCAUAUUGAAUAUUUCCCUAUGCGAGCUAUCAGCAAGCUUCACGAGGGAGAUGUGAGGAGUUUGGAGGAACCACAGCUACAUGGUGACUUCAAUUUGGAAGAGGUUGAGAGGGUUUGCAAAGUUGCAUGUUGGUGCAUCCAGGAUAAUGAGCUUCAUCGGCCGACAAUGGGUGAAGUGGUCCAUGUUCUUGAGGGUCAGCAGGAGAUUGAAAUGCCCCCGAUGCCAAGGUUGCUUGCAGCAAUCACACAAGACACUGGAGCUAUCACGGAAAGCUCUAAUGCAUCUUCGAUGUGA